CUUCCUCGUUGCUGCCAAAUCAUCCGCAAACCAAACCACCUUCGCACUCAAAUUCCUGAGCAAUUUUCGGAGAAUGGCUGAUCGUGGACACUUCAAAAAAGAAGGGGAGGAGGAGGAAGAUGCUGAGGAGGAGCUUGACGAGACCGACUACAAGGCCCAAAAAGAUGCCGUUCUGUUUGCCAUCGAUGUUAGCUCAUCCAUGCUGCAGCGCCCCCCGACGUCGGGCUCCAAGAAGGCGGAUAAGGACAGCGCCGUCGAGGCGGCCUUGAAAUGCGCCUACCACAUCAUGCAGCAGCGCAUCAUCUCGAACCCUCGGGACAUGAUGGGCAUCCUUUUUUUCGGCACUGAGAAGUCCAAGUUCCAAGAGGAAAGUGGUCGUUCUGGUCUGGGGUAUCCGCAUUGCUACUUGUUCACCGAUCUCGACAUUCCCGCAGCAGAGGACGUCAAGGCGCUCAAGACGCUAGUCGGCGCCGACGGAGAAGAAGGCGAGGAUGAAGAUGAGGUCCUGGUUCCGGCGGAGGAGGAAGUCCAGAUGGCCAACGUCUUCUUUUGCGCGAAUCAGAUCUUCACGACUAGGGCGGCGAAUUUUGGCAGCAGGCGCCUGUUCAUCAUCACAGACAAUGACAACCCUCAUGGCAAUAACAAGGACGCCAAAUCGGCAGCCGCCGUUCGAGCCAAGGAUCUCUACGAUCUCGGCGUUGUCAUUGAACUAUUUCCCAUCACGAGAGAAGACAAGAAAUUCAACCUCGGCAAAUUUUAUGACGACAUCAUCUAUCGAGACCAAACCGCCGAGGCCCUCUCCGAGGUGCGGAGCUCAAAGUCAGGGGACGGCCUCACCCUUCUCAAUUCCCUGAUAUCCAACAUCAACUCCAAGGAAACCACCAAACGUGCCUUGUUCUCAAACCUCCCCUUCGAGAUCGCCCCUGGCCUGAGGAUAUCGGUCAAGGGCUACAACGUCAUCCACCGCCAGACGCCAGCCAGAACGUCGUACAUCUACUUGGACGGCGAGAAGCCUCAAAUCGCUAUUGGCGAGACGACCCGGAUAGCCGAGGAUAGUGUCCGCACGGUAGAUAAGACCGAGUUCAAGAAGGCUUACAAGUUUGGCGGCGAAUACGUCCAUUUCGCCCCGGAGGAGCAGAAGUCUCUCAAGGACUUUGGCACCCCCAUCAUCCGCAUUAUUGGCUUCAAGCCGCGCUCCAUGCUCCCCUUCUGGGCCUGCGUUAAGAAGUCCACCUUUAUCUUUCCCUCGGAGGAGGAUUACGUCGGUUCGACCCGCGUAUUCAGCGCCCUGUGGCAGAAGCUUCUCAAGGACAAAAAGGUCGGCAUUGCCUGGGCCAUCACUCGCGCCAACGCGAGUCCAAUCCUCGUCGCCAUCAUUCCCUCCCACGAAAAGUCGGAAGAUGACUCAGGAACUCCCUACCUCCCAGCCGGUCUUUGGCUCUAUCCGCUGCCCUUUGCCGACGACCUCCGCGAGGGUCCUGAGCCGCCCAGCAACCUUGUCGUCAGCUCCAACGAGCUUAUCGACCGCAUGCGCGUCAUCGUCCAGCAGUUGCAGCUACCAAAGGCCAUGUUCAACCCCAAGAAGUACCCCAACCCCUCACUGCAGUGGCACUACAAGAUCCUUCAGGUCUUGGCCCUCGAGGAGGAGUACCCGGAGAAGGCGGAAGACCUCACGGAGCCAAAGUACAAAGCCAUCAGCAAGCGCGCAGGCGGGUACUUGGAUGAGUGGGCAGAGGUCCUGCAGGCCGAAACCAAGAACGCGUUGGCAAAGGCUGCCAUUAAGCGUGAUAUGGACGACGACGAUGACGAGAGGCCUGCCAAGAGGGUGAAGGCGGCGCCGAGGAGCGCGAAGGUGUCCGGGCAGGGGCUGACCACGGCACAGCUCAAGGCGGCCAUCGAUGGCGGCGGCUUGAGUAAGAUGUUGGUGGCGGAUCUGAAGGACAUCCUGGCUGCGAGAGGACAGAGCACGACGGGGAAGAAAACCGACCUCAUCGAGAGGGUCGAGCAAUGGGUUGAAGACAACGCCUGAGAUUGUUAUGGAAUGAUUGACUUUGCAACGACUGUACGAUACCACUUGCGAGCAGCCCAUGAGGAAUGCCAACUAUUCUGGCAACUGCAUUCAUGCACUUAUUAUUUUUUGCUCGGCAGUUUCCUCGCUGGUCAUCCUAUCUCAUCAAUUUGGCCCCCUUCGGUGCCGGAGAAGCUAGCGUAUAAGAUGAUCACAGUUGUUCACUGUGUGACUUCGACUGUUCCUACUUAUAUCUCAGAUUCUGUCCCUCCAACUACCGAGUCACCACCCUGAGGCAUCUAAUGUUUGGAAUCAUCCACAGCCCCUCGGAUCCCGAGACAGUAGAGAAAUCAAAUGAAGAGAAAGAGACAUAAAACCGGUGGAUGGGUGGCUCACCAAGUGCAACAUCAAUACUCAGUCAAGGCGAUCAGGAGAGCAUUAUUAUUAUCAUUGAGCAACUAACUCUUCUACUUCUUCUUCCUUCCGUACUACUGCCCGAAUACGCCAUCGCUCGAGCUAUCAGACAGCACCCUGAACGGGGGGCCACUUUGGAACACCGAGAGGGCAGGCCUCCGGGCUGCUCGUUGUAUCCUUGAUGAUGUCGGCUGCCUGUCAAUAGUGU
Messenger RNA from Colletotrichum destructivum, 2630 nucleotides. Its product is annotated as Putative SAP domain, ku70/Ku80 beta-barrel domain, SPOC-like domain superfamily protein. Bases 74 to 2029 code for a protein of 651 amino acids. Gene Ontology annotation, molecular function: damaged DNA binding; DNA helicase activity; double-stranded DNA binding. Gene Ontology annotation, biological process: double-strand break repair via nonhomologous end joining; telomere maintenance. The record is from RefSeq and is a predicted model, not a curated record. Lineage: Eukaryota; Fungi; Ascomycota; Sordariomycetes; Glomerellales; Glomerellaceae. Gene Ontology annotation, cellular component: nucleus; Ku70:Ku80 complex. The transcript has 3 exons.